AAAAACUUCCAAAUUAAAGCUAUCAAAUUCCUUUUUUUUCUUUCUAGAAGCUAAUCAAAUUCCCUCUUUCCUAUUUUCACUUUUUCCUCAUUUCGAAAUUCGAAUUGUGAUUCUUUUCUUCUCACCUUAACAACGCAUAAUCUCCUUUUCCGGCGAUUAACUGCUAAUCAGAAUUCCUUAAUCAUGGGAGCUUCUCACAGUCGUGAAGGUCUAGAACUUUCCGAUUAUGAAUCUGAUUACGAUGAUGAUGAUGACGUGGAAACUGAAGAACACUACCAAGACGCCACCGAAAAUCAUCAAACUCCACAGGUGAGUAACAAAACCCUGGACGAUUUAGAUUCCAAAUUAAAAGCCCUAAAACUUAAAUACGCUUCCUCGGAAUCACCGAAAAACCUUAAAAAUGCCGUUAAAUUGUACUUGCAUGUCGGCGGUAACACGCCUAAAGCUAAAUGGAUAAUAUCGCUAAAGUUAACUCAUUAUGAGUUUGUUAAGACAUUGAAAAUUGAAGGUGAUAGUGAUGAUGAUGAUGAUUGUGAAGAUGAGGGAUUUUGGGUUUUAAAAGUGGGGAAUAAGAUUAGGGUUAGGGUUUCAACUGAUAUGCAAUUGAAAAUGUUUGGUGAUCAAAGGAGAGUUGAUUUUGUGGAUAAUGGAGUUUGGGCUUUGAAGUUUUUUGUGGAUGAUGAGUAUAGGAACUUCAUUACUAAGUUUCAGGAUUGUUUGUUUGAGAAUGUGUAUGGAAUUGAGGCUACCGAGGCGAAUAAAGUGAAGAUUUAUGGAAAGGAUUUUAUUGGGUGGUUAAAACCCGAGGAAUCGGAUGAUGCAAUGUGGGAAGAUGCGGAUUCGGGUGUUUGGACAAGUAGCGGAAAGAGUCCCGUGAGGGAUAACCGGGAUAGUCAAGAUUUGCUUGAGGAAUUUGAGGAAGCUGCGACUGGUGGAGGUAUACAGAGUUUGGCGUUAGGGGCGUUGGAUAAUAGUUUUCUUGUGAAUGAUUCGGGUGUUCAAGUUGUGAAAAAUUUCAGCCAUGGAAUUCACGGGAAAGGUGUUUAUGUGAAAUUUAAUGAGAAGGAUAAGUGGGGAGGAGGAGGAGAGGGGUCGACGCCUAAAAAGGCUCUUUUGAUGCGUGGUGAAACUAAUAUGAUGCUAAUGAGUCCUUUUAAGGAAGGGAAGCCCCGUUCAACUGGACUUCACCAAUUGGAUAUUGAGACUGGGAAGAUUGUUACGGAAUGGAAGUUUGAGAAGGACGGGACUGAUAUUACCAUGAAGGAUAUAACAAAUGAUAACAAAGGGUCACAGUUGGAUCCUUCUGAGUCAACAUUUUUGGGGUUGGAUGAUAACCGGCUGUGUCAGUGGGAUAUGCGUGAUAAGAAGGGAAUUGUUCAGACAUUAGCAAAUUCGAGUUCUCCUGUGUUGAAUUGGACUCAGGGGCAUCAGUUUUCAAGAGGAACAAAUUUUCAAUGCUUUGCCACGACUGGUGAUGGCUCCAUUGUAGUUGGAUCACUUGAUGGGAAGAUUCGCUUGUACUCUAAGACCUCGAUGAGGCAAGCAAAGACUGCAUUCCCUGGCCUUGGCUCUCCAAUUACACAUGUUGAUGUUACUUACGAUGGCAAAUGGAUACUGGGCACGACUGAUACAUACUUGAUCUUGAUAUGCACUUUGUUUACUGAUAAGGAUGGGAAGACCAAAACUGGUUUUACUGGUCGAAUGGGAAAUAAAAUCCCAGCCCCAAGAUUAUUAAAGCUGACUCCUGUUGAUGCGCAUAUGGCUGGGGCAAAUAACAAGUUCCAUGGUGGCCAUUUCUCAUGGGUUACUGAAAGUGGAAAACAAGAACGUCACUUGGUUGCAGCAGUAGGCAAAUUCAGCGUGAUAUGGAACUUCCAACAGGUGAAGGACAGUGCUCAUAAUUGCUAUCAGAAUCAGCAAGGCCUAAAGAGUUGUUAUUGUUACAAAAUUGUGCCGAAGGAUGAGUCCAUUAUUGAGAGUCGUUUCAUGCAUGACAAAUAUGCGGUCAGCGACUCACCAGAGGCUCCCCUGGUUGUAGCAACUCCGAUGAAAGUUACUUCUAUCAGCAUGUCGGGCAAGAAGCGUGGACAUGGAACUAGUUGACUGGUGGUUGAUCAAUGUGUGCAAGAAGAUUUUUCUAUUGUGUGUAUAUAAGUCCUAGUUCUUUUUCUUUUUCCAAUCCAUAAAUUGUUUGAGAAAGGCUCUUUGCUUUUUAAACCGUUUACUGUAAGUAUUGAGUGGAAUUCUUUAUGACGUGCACGAUUUUAUGUCAAAGAAUGUUUGGAAUGAAGAAGUGAGUGGUUAUCGAUUCAA
This is a messenger RNA of Lycium ferocissimum, 2313 nucleotides long. Its product is annotated as protein CYPRO4. Bases 184 to 2103 code for a protein of 639 amino acids. NCBI's taxonomy places the organism in Eukaryota, Viridiplantae, Streptophyta, Magnoliopsida, Solanales, Solanaceae. The record is from RefSeq and is a predicted model, not a curated record. Gene Ontology annotation, molecular function: protein binding. Gene Ontology annotation, cellular component: cytoplasm; nucleus. The transcript has 3 exons.